Messenger RNA from Juglans microcarpa x Juglans regia, 2093 nucleotides. RefSeq names its product (-)-germacrene D synthase-like. Gene Ontology annotation, biological process: diterpenoid biosynthetic process. The record is from RefSeq and is a predicted model, not a curated record. Bases 112 to 1827 code for a protein of 571 amino acids. Lineage: Eukaryota; Viridiplantae; Streptophyta; Magnoliopsida; Fagales; Juglandaceae. Gene Ontology annotation, molecular function: terpene synthase activity; magnesium ion binding. The transcript has 7 exons.
UAUGUUAGUCACACUUGUCUUUUGAAGCACAAAAAUAUUGCAGUAAACUCAUCCCUACCAUUAACUGCAUUAAUCACCAAAACCCUCUCAGCUUAGAAAAGAAGUACUAGGAUGUCAAUCCAGGUUUCAGCAGUUCCUGCCUCAAUCCAAAAUAUUGCCACUCGUGACAAAUCGAAUCGCAGCUUGGCGGAUUAUCAUCCUACCAUUUGGGGUGUUCAUUUCCUAUCCUACGCUUCUGAUGAUCAUGACUCCAACAUGGAAGCAGAUAAUAACAUUAUGGAGCAACUCCAAGAAUCGAAGGAAGAGUUGAAGAGAAUGCUCAUGGCUCCUACUGAAACGCUUUCAGAAAAACUGGGCCUGAUUGAUGCAAUUCAGCGCUUAGGUGUUUCUUAUCAUUUUGAAAGUGAGAUUGACGAAAUUCUGCAGGAAGUGCACACGAACCCUCCUUGCUUUGAUAACAGCGAUAAGGACGAUGACCUUAACCUUUGCACUAUUGCUCUCUGGUUUCGAUUGCUUAGACAACAAGGUUAUAAUGUUUCAUGUGAUAUUUUCAACGAGUUCAAAGAUGAGAAAGGUGAUUUCAAGGCAUCCUUAAUUUCUGACGUGAAUGGCAUGCUGAGUUUGUACGAGGCUGCACAUCUUGGCUUACAUGGAGAAGAUAUUCUUGAUGAAGCCCUUGCUUUUACCACCACUCAUCUUGAGUCAGCUGUGAGUCAUGAUAUCAAGGCGGCCAGUAAUUUGCAAAAGAAAGUAACUCAUGCUCUGAACCGGCCCAUCCGUAAAGGAUUACCGAGAUUAGAGGGAAUCCAUUACAUCUCCAUCUACCAGGAGGAAGAUUCACAUAACAAAACUCUGCUGAAUUUUGCCAAGUUAGAUUUUAAUGUCGUACAAGCACAACACCAGAAAGAAGUAUGCAACAUUACAAAGUGGUGGAAAAACUUAGACUUUGCAACAAAGCUGCCUUAUGCGAGAGACCGAAUAGUAGAGUGCUGUUUUUGGAUCAUGGGAGUGUAUUUUGAACCUCAAUAUUCCCUUGCAAGAAGGAUUCUGAUAAAAGUAAUGGUCAUGACAUCCAUUAUUGAUGAUACCUACGAUGCCUUUGCAUCGUACGAAGAAGUCGAGCUAUUUACGGAAGCAAUCGAAAGAUGGGAUGUUAGCGCCAUAGAUCUACUUCCCGAGUAUAUGAAGCCAAUUUAUCGGGCAUUGUUAGAUAUUUACGAUGAAAUUGAGGCUGAGACUGCAAAAGAGGGAAGAUCAUUCUGUGUGCAUUAUGCAAAGGAAGCAAUGAAAAAAGUAGUCCAAGCCUACCAUGUGGAAGCCAAGUGGUGUCAUGAAAGCUUCGUUCCAACAAUGGAGGAGUACAUGCGUAUUGCCCUCGUAACUUCAGCUUAUUCAAUGCUAGCCACAACUUCCUUCGUUGGCAUGGGAAAUAUUGCAAACAGAGAGGUCUUUGAAUGGAUCUCCAAUGGCCCUAAAAUCGUUACAGCUUCAACAAUUAUUUGCAGGCUCAUGGACGACAUUGCCUCCCAUAAGUUUGAGCAAAAGAGAGAACAUGUUGCCUCAGCGGUUGAGUGCUACAUGAAACAGUAUGGUGUUUCAGCAGAGGAAGAGGUAUACGAACUGUUCCAAAAAGAAGUGUCCGAUGCAUGGAAAGAUAUCAAUCAAGGGUUCCUCAAGCCGACUGCUGUCCCGAUGCCAAUCUUGGAGCGAGUUCUCAAUUUUACUCGUGUAAUCGAUGUUAUUUACAAGGAGGAUGAUGGAUAUACCAACUCUCAUAUGCUGAAAGAUUACAUUACCUCUUUGCUCGUCAAUCCUCUUCUCAUCUGAUCACGAUCAAGAAUAUGGAUCUAAUUAAGUGGUCCUUCCAUGAUCAACUAAGUGAUAUUAAUACGUACGUACGUGUUUGAAUUCCCUAUGAUCUGUGUGCAUGUAAAAAAAAAGUGAAGAAAAAAGAGUAAUAUGCAGCUUGCUCCUGGCGCCUGUACACGUUAAAUAUUAAUGCUUGUUUGUAUUAUUUUUUUUUUUCUUGUAUCAUAUGCAGGUUGUUUGUAUUAUAUGCUUGUAUGCAAUGAAUAAAGGACCACAGUUAUUGC